Messenger RNA from Strongylocentrotus purpuratus (purple sea urchin), 6490 nucleotides. RefSeq names its product ubiquitin carboxyl-terminal hydrolase 38. Gene Ontology annotation, molecular function: cysteine-type endopeptidase activity; cysteine-type deubiquitinase activity. NCBI's taxonomy places the organism in Eukaryota, Metazoa, Echinodermata, Echinoidea, Camarodonta, Strongylocentrotidae. The record is from RefSeq and is a predicted model, not a curated record. The transcript has 10 exons. Bases 80 to 3439 code for a protein of 1119 amino acids. Gene Ontology annotation, biological process: protein deubiquitination. Gene Ontology annotation, cellular component: cytosol; nucleus.
GACUGUCGAGUAGUGUCGUCGGUGACAUUGCAAUUUCGUGAAUGAUUUUCACCGUUCCAUUUCAUUUGACAGUCCAACCAUGGAUAAGAUAUUACUUGGUAUCUCAGCGUCUGCUCACCAAGAGGGUGUUAAGAAAGCCCUCUUCUUGAAGAUGAUGUCAACAGCCUCCAAACCUUUGAGCAAGGAAGAAGUAACGACCAUCCUUCAGCUUUCAUCAUGUUGGGUCAUCGGUGAGGAGGAGUUCCUACAGGAUAUGGGACUGCAGAUAUUUCAGGCCUGGGCGAAGUAUAAUCCAACAACAUAUGAAGAUUUCUUUUGUCAUCACUUCCUGAUUUCAUCGUUUGGAGAAUCAGUCAGCAACCCUCUGAUGUUGAUCCGCUUCAUCAGUGACUGCUUGAAGACCCUUCAUCUCAAGCAUGAUACAGCCGUUAAGAUUGUGAGGACAGGAGUCAUCAGUCUCUGUCGAAGGUUCCCGGACAUUGCCAUCCAGGGGGAGAUCUGUAGACUCCUACGAGCCAACCAGGACUGCAUCCCGGAGAACGCUUUUGCGGCCACUCUUUGCCAGACCUUGAUUACCAAUACUAGCAUCCUGGAGAUUCCUGUGGGUGAUGCUGAGCUGAAGACGUGUAUGGAAGCGGUUGGGAACGUUGGACAUCUCCUGCGGUUGGUCUGGUCCACGCUGCCAACCACCAUCAUCCCUUCCCUCCAGCACGUCUUCAACAUCAUCUCCACCUUCUCCGUCGAGGAGUCGCAGAACCCCUCCUUGGCCUUGGGCGCCCUGGUCCAGCACAUCCAUAUGAACGUAGUCGAGGCAGUCACAAAGAGCGCUGUCUCCGACAUCUCCAUAACGGAUGAGAGAAUGACGGUGGCGCUUCAGAGGAUGAUUGACUGGUUGUCCUGGCCGAGCAUUAUCAACAUUGAUAAGUGGAUAAUCACUUUUCUGACAAAUCUUGCCUCUGUCAACAAAUUCACCAUUCUCAUCAAAGUCACAUUGCUGACCGUUGAAACAAUGCUAUCCCGACUCUUUUUCCCGAUCGUCAGAGACUGUGCCUUUCAUGUGUUUUCUCAUAUGCUCCUGAGCUUUCAACACUCACCCGAUGCCUUUCACAAGAUCCUAGGUCAGAUACCAGAGCUAAUGCAGAGACUACGUGAUGAGGACACUCCUGCCAGUCAUAGCUUCCUGUCUAAAGUGGCUGACCUAGUGUAUUGUCUGAUGUACCACCAUGCAGGCUAUCCAGAGCUCUAUGAUCCUCUCCUAGAGGCCCUUAAGGACUUCCCCCGCCCCAGCGAGACCAGUAUGAUGUCCAAGCUGAAACAGAGCGCUUGGACAUCACAGAAGGGUGGUCUGGGAGCAGAGUUCUCUUCAAAGUUUGAGCCUCGCUCUGAGACGGGCAAGACAGGCUUGGUCAACCUGGGAAAUACCUGCUACAUGAACAGUGUCAUACAGGCUUUAUACAUGUCAUCAAACUUCUGCGAUGAUAUAAUCAACUACCCACUCUUCAACAGACAGAGCAUCAUGUACAGCAUACAACUCUGCUUUGCAUUCUUGACCCAUACUCAGAGAGCAGCAUACGCCCCACGGGAGUUCCUGAGAGCAUCGCGGCCCCCCUGGUUUGCUCCUGGUUCUCAGCAGGACUGCUCAGAGUUCCUCAAGUACCUGUUAGACCGGCUGGACGAGGAGGAGAAAGGAUGGAGGAAGAUGAUGAAGAAUGCAGCAGCAUCCAUCUCAUCGUCGCUGUCAUCACCCUCCUCCUCGUCAUCCUCAUCACCGGGACCAGUAACGCAGGACCAGGAUUGCACAGACAGAAAUGAAGUAAAGAUGGAAACGGGUGCCGUAGGGAGCUCCGGUGAGGAAUCAUCAUCAGCCAGCUCCCCAUCAUCCACUGGGAGUCUUCUUGCUCCUCUCUCCUUAUCAGGGUCCAAUAUGCCAGUCUGUCAUCCAACCGAUGAGUUGUAUCUUCCAACAGCAUCAGAUACAGCAUGCUGCAGUGGCAGCAGCAUGGCCAUGGAGUCUAGUCAGUCCUACGGUCAGGCUAAAUCGUGGUCCUCACCAAAGUUGAAGAAAGAAGAUGCAGUCCAAUCUCGGGAGAGCAUCGUAGAAAGACACUUUGGUGGGCAGUCUGCGACGCACAUCCGAUGCUUAAACUGUGGUACAGUGUCAAGUCGGAAGGAAACUUUUUUCGAUCUGCCACUUGGAUUUCCUGGUACAGAAGGAAGGGAUAAUUUACUUGGAGGACGUUGUGAUACCCCGGCUGAAGAAAGGCAGUCGGAGAAGUCGGACUAUGCUGCUAUGGAGUUAGCACAGGAUACUCGGAGUGUGGUAGGUGCAAGUGCGAUAGCUGAUGCUAUGGGACCUCACAGCAGUAGCAGGUCAACAAGUGAAGCUCAGGGUGUGGCUGGUUCAAACUCCGAAGCCACCAAGACUCACCUUGAAGAUCUCCUGAGACAUUACUUCAGUCCAGAGCUUCUGGUCAAGGACAACAGGUAUCAUUGUGACAAGUGCCAGAGCUUGCAGGAUGCAGAGAAGUCUCUGGAGAUCAUCAACGCACCAGAGAUUCUGAUCAUUACCCUUCUGCGCUUCUCCUACGACGUCAAACUGCAGAGACGAUGUAAGAUCAUGGAGGAUGUUCGCUACCCAAGGAUCCUUCAUCUUGAUGUGAACCCUUGUGAUGGUGACUGUAGCGUGGAUGGUAACCAUGGUAACCAUGGUGGACCGUGCACAAAGAGGACUCGACAGAACAGUGUCGGUACCGCACACUGCUCCACGGAGAGGGACUGUGACAGGACUGUUCAGUACGUCCUCAGUACAGUCAUAGUCCACUCAGGAAUGUCAUCAGAGAGCGGUCACUACUACUGUUAUGCGUCCGACGAUGUAGAUGAUAUCCAGAGGCAUCUCAUGCGACAGAAAAAGAGUAAUAGGAACAAUGGAGAAGGCUCUGAUCUCAAAACUAAUGAAACAAUCGAUGAGGAGCAUCUACCUAAUAAAUGGUAUCUGUUUAAUGACAGUCGUGUGACUUCAUCCAAAUUUGAAUCCUUUGGGAAGGUCACACAGCGUUUCCCAAGAGACACAGCUUAUGUUCUGUUUUAUAGGAAGUGCGAUGAAGACUAUGGAAGUGGUGACUCGAUUGAUUCAGUGGUACAGAGAGCCAUGCCCUCGUCAUCAUCGUCAUCGUCGUCGUACUCGGCUUCCAUCUUGAAGGAGAAACAUUUGCGGAAAGAUCUUCAGGACGCAAUCCAAAAGGACAAUUUGCAUUAUAUUCAGGAAAGAGAGAUUGAAGCGCGUGAGGCCGCUUUGAGGAAACGGCACCCAUCCUCGGCAGCUAAGCCGUUCUACUCCAGAAACUUUGACGACAAGAAUGACCCACCAGGAGGGUGUGGUCUAGGCGGGGGAGGUGGUGGAGGGGGGCCAAGCCUCUCCUCCAAUAGGCUCGUCUUCUAAGGCACCGUUCAAAUAUGACGCAGCAAAACCGCUGCAUUUUUUUCUCAACAAUGAUCUUAAGUACUUCACAUUUCUGUAUCUUGUAACACAGAGCUCAGUGAAUAUGCACAGGUCUGGACAUAUGUUGAAGUUGCCAUUCGUUUGCAUGUAAAGAAACUGAGGCAUUUUUUGUGGCGGUUUAGCGCGUCAUAUCUGAACAACCCUAAAGGAGUAUCUUUCAUUGUAAUCAAAGCUGUUUUUUAUCUUUCUUUGAUAUGUACUUAUUGUCAGUCAUAUACGGGUUAAUCUAUAAAGGCCUAUAUUUGAGCUAUUUAUUCAGCUAAGCUUACUUGUGGGAGCACUUUUUGCUUGCAAGAAUAACUGUGGUAACCUAAUAUAUUUAUUGAUAGGACAAUAUUUUGAAAAAUGAACUGGUCACCUUUUUAAUGACUAGUCCCAUGUAUGCACAUUCCUGUUUGUAAUGUCAGGACAUAGAAUUUUCUGCUGGGACUUUGUAUUGGGUAAAUUUAAAAAGUAAUUGUUGAUACAUGGAUAUGAUAUCACUAACAAAUCCAAGCAUAUUAUAGACAGUUUCUCUGCCGAUAAAAUAGAGGUAGGGCAUAUAGACAUGUAUGUAAAGAGCUUUUAAUAGAAACUCGUCUGCUGAGAGUCAGAUGUGACACUGCAAAGCUGCAGCGUUUUGUUCAUCGAUGGCUCCAUAUAGAUAUAUCGACUGCUGUGAGAGGCUUGGCUGUUUUACAGGCUCAAGGGGAUGCAACGUCCCCGGGAGCCAACAGCCAGGCCUUGAAUAUUAAAGCAGUCUAUAUGUCUUUUAUAUAUCGAAUUGACACAAAAAUCUACCAAGAAUUCUUACCUUAUCCUUGAGUAAAGAUUGGUUAAAAAAUCACGGAAAAUCUAAGACACCAUCUGUUAUUCUUCACUGGAAAGAUGACUGAAUGUUACAAUCAUUUGGGAAUCGCAGACAAAAGGCACGGUAUGGUAUCCGCGCUCGCACAAACUAAGUUUUACAACGUAAACCAAUAGGGAUCGCAGCAAAAUGUUACUAUUUUCUUGCAGGAAUCUCACUCAUGAACUAUUAACCGGUACAGGCAUUGUUUGUUUCUUUACGGGAAUAGCUAAAAUCACGACUCCAAUUUCGACCAAUCAGAUGGCUAGAUUUCUAAAGAGAGGUAUAUAAAGUGUAAUAUGCUUCACGUUUCUGUAUCUUUCUGUAACAUAGAGCACAGUGAAUACGAGCAGGACCUUCGCAGGUGCCAUUCGUUGACAUGUGAAAAAAACUGCAGCUGCAUUUUUGUGUUGGUUUAAAUGUACCAUGUUAUAUCUGAAGAAGCCCCUAGUGUGAAAAAGGACAAUUUAAACUUAGGUUUUAUCUUUUCUGCUGCAUCAAACCAACAUUGGACAAUGGAUUAUGCUGGUAAAUCCAUGAUCUAAGCAAGCAAUCGCGUGUAAUGGUAUGUUACUUUUGUUAUACUUUUCUCUUGAUCAGACUUUAUACCGUAUCAAAAGGAAUCAUUGCGUAUGACCUGCAUUUCUUAUUUAGAAUUUGUAAAAAUUGAUAUUUGGUCAUCUUUUAACAAGGAAAUUCUCAUUUGUUGAGCCUUUAUUUAUUGUGUCAUCUCUAUAACACAGCCUAUUCAUUUCGACUUAUAGAAAGCCAAAUAAUUCACGUCUUCUCCUCUCUCCUCCCUUUUUUCUCAGCCCAGCAUAAUUUUGGUGUUAUUUGAUAGUUUAUUUUUACUGUUACAGUAUGUAGCAGAUUAAUUUAUAAAAUGAUUUUGUAUUUAAUCAAACGUGAUUUGAAUUGAGUUGAUCUGAAUAUAAUUGAGUUUAAGCAAAUUGACAAAUGAUGUAUUACGUGUGUGAGGACGGAUGGGAAAGUGCAAUCAAUUACAGGCUAAUGCAACAUUAAACACUAUUAGGUCACUUCAAGUGAGGUUAAUGGAAGAAGUUUGUUACUGCGCUGUGUUAAAAAAAAGUAAUUUUGUGUUGGCAUUUCAAGGUUUAUCGUAAAAUUAUGCCUUUUUGCAAAAUGGAUCAAUGGUACGAGAUGGUGUAUUAAAGUGAUUUUCCUAUUCAUUUUAUUUUGAAUUGUAAAGACCCUGUCAGAUGUGACAAAUUGAAUUAAAUAGAUGAAUUAUAUAUCAACGGGAAGCUUAUAAGGAGUAGAUUAGGAUAAUGUAAAUUAUAUGCCAUUUUAGUAUCUGUCAGAGGCCUAGCAGUUCUCUAAAAACUCGUAAUCUAAAGCUUUGAAAAUUGUAAGUUGUUGACCUAAAAGCUAGCUUUCAACUUGAUAACAUCUUUUUGUGUGGAAUAUGCUUAUUAACAGAUACUUUGCAUUAAUCAAGCAUGGCUCAGCUAUAUAGGCUAGCCGAUUGGGUCCACAUGUUAUGACGUCAACGUAACUGCAGCAAUUUUACCUCGGUUGACCUGUAAUUCGGAGGGAUGCGGAAAAUGAGGUUUUCAUUUGCUUUGGAAGGGGAAUUUUGUAUUCCUUUAUAUUGGUAUUCUACAUUCAUUUAGCUUUGCAUUGAUAUAAAGUUGUAUUUCCAUCUGAUAGGGUCUUUAAAAAGCUGAUCUUUGUUUUAUUAUUUUCAUCAAAUUGGCAAUGCCAUGUCAUCAAUCACUAUCGUAUUUUCUAUUUCAUGUAUAUGACAAGGUUCAUUCACAUAAGAAGAGGUAAACUGCAACAUUUUUUUAAAAAUUUGUAAAUAAAUGAUAACUGUACACGCCAGAGGCAUCUAUACUGAGCUCUGUUAUAAGGUACAUAACUGUGAAGCAUAUUACAAAUACGUCAUUAUGAGGAAAAAGAAGUUCCACAGUUAACCGUGUCCUACCUGAACAAAGUUCUAGUUUGGCAGAAAAUGUGGAUUUGAGCUAGGAUAUUACUCAUAUGUUUUGUAAAAAGAAAGCAGUAUAUACCCAAUUUUUGUCACUAUCAUAUUUAUAAUAUUAUUUGUGAAAACAAAUUCAAUUUCAACUCCUUGCAAAGCUGAGAUUGUCUGUUUAGUUUAUCAGAGCUGCCAACCAUUCCGUUUUUGCCGGAAUUACUCC